Molecule: messenger RNA, 1196 nt
Organism: Arachis ipaensis
Lineage: Eukaryota; Viridiplantae; Streptophyta; Magnoliopsida; Fabales; Fabaceae
Biological process (GO): positive regulation of DNA-templated transcription; hormone-mediated signaling pathway
Cellular component (GO): nucleus
Source: RefSeq, a predicted model, not a curated record
UACAAUAAAAAGGGCCACAUUAGCCACACCAUCAUCACUCACUUGGCACGUGCUCCUCACACACACAACCCUCACCAACCUUAACGUUUUCUUCUUUCACAAUGAACAAAAAGGGCCACAUUAUUCACCAUGCCAAUCAACUCACAAGACCAACGUGCAUUGACGCCCCCCAAAAAUUUCCAUAUAAGGAUCAAGUCUCUAUAUUCCCAUCUAAUUAAUCACAUACCAUACAAAGAUAUUUCAUAAUUCAUAACCCAAUAUGGCUGAGCCACAAGGCGGUGGUGCUGAAGGAAGCAGGCGUAGAAGCACUAGUGCCGCAAGGCGUGGCGCGGCGGCGCCAACGCAAGAGGGAGCGCCGCCGCCAUCUCCGAGUAGUCCAUGCGGGGCUUGCAAGUUCUUGAGGAGGAAGUGUGUUGCAGGGUGCAUCUUUGCACCCCACUUUAGCUCGGACCAAGGUGCCGCUAAGUUUGCGGCGGUUCACAAGGUGUUUGGUGCUAGCAAUGUGUCGAAGCUUUUGUUGCAUGUUCCGGCACACCGCCGCAAUGAAGCGGUGGCGACUAUUUGUUACGAGGCUCAGGCAAGGCUAUCUGAUCCGGUUUAUGGUUGUGUGUCCACCAUUCUCUCUUUGCAACAACAGGUGGCAUCUUUGCAAGCAGAGGUGGCUAUGACUCAAACUCAAGUGAUGAAUGGAAGGAUUGCAUAUGCAAGUGUUCUUGACACCACCCAGCAGCAGCAGCAGCCGCAACAACAAGCACUACAGCAUCACCACCCAAACAUGAUGAUCAACAAUUUGGGGCUGUAUCCAGCAUUCUCAAACAGCUCAUCUGCCUCCACAACUAACCUUAUGAACAUCACCAACUUCAACCCUGCUACCGGUGGUUUCGACCUCUCAAUGGAGGCGGCAACAGCACCCUCAUCGUCUCACAGCAUUCAUCCACUUCAUCAUAAUAGCAAUUUCUCUCGCUUGUCUCAAUAUGAUGAUGAUGAUGAACAAGAAAGCAAGAUUCCUCCGGUCUUUAACCCUGAUCUGUAGUGGCUAUUUAUAUUCACCGUAAAAAACCAUCAGUUUUUGUUUAAUGUUUGGUCUUCCUUUGAUUUACUCUUUCUAUGACUCUGUCAGUUUCAAGUUUACAUGCGAAAGAAAAUUGAGUUUGGGGGUAUAGUUGGGGGAUUAAUAAAUGAUAAAUUUACCUAAA